AACCACGUGACGUUCAAAAUCAAACCACAGUCUCACGCUCAGUGACUGGAUUUACCUGCCACACCUGUGUGACUUCUCACACACACACACACACACACACACACACACUGAGUGGACAGAAAACUGAAGAUCAGAUGGACACUUCUCUACACGAACUUCUCUCAACUGCAUGAUGAAGGUGGAAGACGCGUUUCCUUGUCGUAUGUAUCCCAUAAUUCUGUGCGGCAGGCAGCGUGGAGGAAAAAUGGCGUGGGAAAACACGGAGGAACAGGCGUGGAAGAACCAGUGAUUUGAAAAGACGAAACUUGAAACUUGAAACUUGAAACUUGACAUCUUCCAUUUUGUUGAAUUUGACCUCCUGCACAUGUCCCGUGAAGCUGAUCGGACAAUCAGACUUCUGAUCCCUGAGAAAGACUGAGACAGAGGAAAAAGAGAGAGAAAGAGACAGCCUUUUGAGCUACAGGAGAGAAAGACAGAGACAGAGUGGAUCCACACCCAUGCAGAGAUGGAAGAAAAAUUGUUUCCAGUCUCGGAACCGUUCGGAGAACGAGGGAUGAAUGAAAGACAGGAGGUAGAAAAUAGAGAACAAGAGGAAACGGUGUACGACAGUGAGGAAAGGACGACGGGUCUGGAGAGCAGGACGGAGAGCGAGAGACAGCUGGAUGUAGGACAGGAGAGAUGGAGGGAUGAUGGAGAUGGAUCGCUGGCUGAUGAUGAAGAUGAAGAUGAUGAUGAUGAUGAUGAUGAUGGACAUAGGAUGAGUUUUGUGUUCACUCCUCUGGUGAAGAUUGUGAGGAAAACAGCUGAAAUACCAAAGGAGUGCCAUGACAUCAGAGCCGACGACGUCAGAGCCGACGACGUCAGAGCCGAUGAUGUCAGAGCCGAUGAUGUCAGAGCCGAUGAUGUCAGAGCCGAUGACGUCAGAGCCAAUGAUGUCAACACGCACAUGGAAAACACAAAGCAGAGUCCUCGAGCCCGUUGUGUGUGUUGUGGUGAGAUGAUGAGCUCGUUCGCGUUUCUUUUAGCCGGUGUAGUGAUGUUUCCGCUCCUCGUGUGGGGAGGUCAUGACCUCUUGCCCUUAGAGCUCCCUGCGGUCAGGAGCGCCCCCUCCAGGCUGGUGUACACACUGCGCUGUGCGCUCUUCGCCACCUUCCCCAUCAUACUAGGUGUGUUGGUACACGGCGUGUCCCGUCUGAAGUUCAGUUCUCUGAAUCCUCUGUUUAAGGGGAAGCAUGUGAAUCGACACACACUCGUCCACAUGACCUACGUCCAGGAUUCUCUCCGUCUCUUCCUGCUGUUCUUCGUGCAGCUCGCUGUGAUGUCCACGUACAUCCACCACGAGGCUCUCAAACUCGUCCCGCUGCUCACCAUCGUCUUCGUCUUCGGCAGGUUGAUCUACUGGCCGAGUGUGUGUUUCGGCAGCAGUGUGCGUGUGCUGGGGUUCUCUCUCUCCUUCUUGCCCGUUCUCGCUCUGUUGGGAUUCAACCUUUACUUCAUCUGCUCCUCAACAGGAGAGGGGGUGGUGUUUGAUGUAGCUCCGCCCACCACACCCCCGCCCCCUAAAGCCAGGUGGUGGGGUUAAACAGUAAAGGUGCUAAUAAAUAAAAACUCUGAUUCACCACUCAUGUGCAGUGCAUUGUGGGUAACACACACACACACACACACACACACACACAUCAAAUAACCACUAAGAUGAGACGUCGUCUUGUUGUGUCUUUGUAAAAUAUACAAUGUGAAAUCCUUAAGAUUUGAUUUCCUGUUUUUUUUUCCCCCACUUCCUGUUUACACCUCCUGGAGUCGGGAGUCAAUGCUGGACCUUUUUGUCUUGAUAAAUCUUUUUUAAAUUCUGUAAAUCAGAAUAUCAAAUGCAUUAAUGACAGUGUUUACUGUGUGAUUAAAAGAAUUAUUCAUAAAAGAAUAGAAAUUUCUUUUUAUUACUCAGAUCUGAAUUUACAUUUUUACCUAAAAAUCAGUUUUUAUUACAAAGUUAUUGAACUGUCCACAUACUAUAUAUUUAUAUAUAAUAUUGAUUAAAAGACAUAUACUGUUUAUUAACUCUAAGCUUCUUUUUCUUCAAAAAUACAAAACAUUUCAAUAUUCAUGAGAGUUCGUCCUCUUUUCACUAAAACAAGUCAUUUCUGUGGUAUUACAUUAUCCCUGCUCGUUUAAUUUAUUCACUAUUACACUACUCAAUAAUUACACAUUGCACAAAUCUGUUGGAUUGUUAUCGCUGUUUACGCAGCUGUGUAAGUUUAAUAUUAUAAUAUCCUUCUAUUAGAGCUAUAACUCUGCUCUGUCAGUUCACCUGUGUACUUUGUAUUAAAGUGUUAAAUGAAAA
Molecule: messenger RNA, 2338 nt
Organism: Pangasianodon hypophthalmus (striped catfish)
Lineage: Eukaryota; Metazoa; Chordata; Actinopteri; Siluriformes; Pangasiidae
Gene: tmem79a
Product: transmembrane protein 79a
Exons: 6
Coding region: 506-1582 (358 amino acids)
Biological process (GO): regulated exocytosis
Cellular component (GO): trans-Golgi network membrane; lysosomal membrane
Source: RefSeq, a predicted model, not a curated record